Molecule: messenger RNA, 3393 nt
Organism: Trypanosoma theileri
Lineage: Eukaryota; Euglenozoa; Kinetoplastea; Trypanosomatida; Trypanosomatidae
Exons: 1
Coding region: 1-3393 (1130 amino acids)
Source: RefSeq, a predicted model, not a curated record
AUGACUGAAUACUACCAGCAGAAAGAACAUGAUGGCUGUGUGUAUUUCGUGGAGUGUGGGUUUACAUUCGACGACUCCGCACAUGUGUGGAAGGAGAAGAAAGACGUGAAAAGCGGUAAGAAGUAUUACGUACAGCAGCAGAGUGGUGAAAGAAAAUGGCGUCUCCCUCUUCCUUCUUCUUCUUCUCCUGUUCUUUCUUAUACUAAUACCACAGCCCCGGUGGAUCCGCUGAAGCGCAGUAAGAAGGAUGAACAUAAAAAGAAACGCAGGAAAACCGCAAGCGAAGAGCGGAGAAAAGAGGAUGAAAAUGAAAAGAUGGUAAAGAAGAAUAAUAAUAAUAAAGGGAAGAAGAAGAAGAAGAACGUUAACGAUGAUAUGGGUUUUGAAGUAAACGAUGAUCUCUUCACUGCUUUUCUGAUACCUUCAGAACAACAGGUGGAUGAAAUGGAUAAUAUUGAAGAAGGAAGCAAUAAAAGCAACAGCAAUAGGCCGCACUCGCAGUUGGAGUUCAUUACAAUGGAGAAUAUAACCGAACCAGAGCUCAAGGUAGAGAAGUUAAUAAAUGUAGAAAAAGAUAGUAGUAAUACAUCUAUUCUGGGUGUAUUUAUUUUAAAUAACAAUGACGAGACCGAUAAUAAUAAUAAUAAUGACAAAGAAUUGGUAGAGGAAGAAAGAGAAGACGUCUAUCCACCUUUAAACCACUGCACAUAUGAAAGUUCUAUGUUGCCUGCAGUUUCAGGGGCAGUAGAGGUUGAGACUUCACAAGACCAUAGUAUUAGUAUCGAUAAUAAUAAUAAUAAUAAUAAUAAUAAUAAUAAUGACAUUAUUAAUUUAUCGAGUGGUCUAAUUAGAAAGGAAAAAGAAAUAAUAACUAUGGAUAGUCCAUAUGUUAAUAUGGAUGCUGAUAGUGAUACAACACUGGCAUGGCAACCGCCAGGGUUAGAGGAGUUUGAACUGCACACAUCUGAUGAUCCUGCAGGAAAAGUAACAGUAACAUCAACGUCCGUAAUGUUAAAUGAUAACACAAAUGAUAACAUGGAUGCACAGUUUUCCUUUAGGAACGAAUUAGAACCCUCGGCAAAUUUGGAUUUGGUAAGUAAAGAUGAUUUCUUUAAUGACAAUAAGGUCCUAGAUGCUUCUAUUUAUACUAGUGCUACUCUCUCUCAUUUACAAUCCGUUACCAUUCAACCACCCGAACGGCCUGCAGAGGCGGAUCUCUCACUAGAGCUUCAAGAGUUGCUAAAUGAAUCUUUUCUCCGUUAUCGCCACGGUGAUGUUCUUUCCACCGCCAACGUCAAGACGGUUUUAGAUUGUGAUGCUGCGAGAGAAGAUGGAAUAUCCAUGGAAAUGACAACGAGGAUGUCAUCAUUGGAGAACCGUCCCAUCGAAAUGGAAGAAAAGAAAAAGAAAGAUGAACAACGAGAAAGGGAAGAAGAAGAAGAAGAAGAAAAACAUCAAACGUCUCUACAAUCUCCAGUAAAACCAAUGACCACUUUGAAUGCCAAUCCCAUGCAAGAGAAAUUGCAGUUACUUAAGCGGCGACAGCGGACCAUCACAAGUGUUGUGGAAUCACCAGUGUUGUUUAUUACAAAAUCCACACCUAAUAAUAAUAAUAAUAAUAAUAAUAAUAAUAAUAAUAAUAAUAAUAAUCCCUCUGUCGGGCAAACUGGAAAUACCAGACGUAACACUGGUGUUGUGCGUGAGUCUACUACACAGGGAAAGUCAAAGUCCCGCAUCUCUUCCCAUUCACCAUCAUCUAUUUCUAUGCGGGCAGCUACGGCCGCACGGGCAAAACCGGUACUUACACCAUAUACGGCCUCCUUUUCAUAUGCUCUGCAAAAGGAAGCGAAACGAAAGCGUGCAAGUGAAAUGGCGAGCUCAAUCUCCUUUCAAGAUCAACCAAAAAAGGAAAAAGUACAUACCGUGGAGAAGUCUUGUAUAUCACAAGCAUUACAGAAUGGAAGAAAGUUAUCUCCAUCAGCAGCUGGUCCUGUAAAUAAGUCUACACCUACGACCUUUUCUUUUGCUCCCUCUGCUCCCAUGAGAUAUAUUGAAGCAGAACCAACGUCACUUCACUCACCUCCCAAGCCAACUCCAUUCUUUGCUUCUACAAGUACCUUUAUUUAUCCCUCAAAUUCUCGAGAGUUUUUGCAUAAAGAGAGGCAGAAACGAUAUCAAAAAUCUAGAGAGUUUAAUCAAGAUAUUAUUGAGGUUGACAUGUCUCCCCAAAAGUUCUCUAACCCCGUCUUGAACUAUACAACCUCGGACUUCACGGGUGGUCACACGAAAAGGAGUUCUGUUAAGUUAAUAAAUUGUUUUCCAGAGGAAUGUGAAGGAGGACUCCCUGUCAAGAGAGGAGAGAUCUCACAUCUAACUACCAAUAAACGUGCAGGUAGUAGUAGUAGUAGUCGCAGCAACUUUAUCUCUAAAGAAGGCAGACAAUAUUAUAAAGAGCGAGAAAAGCAAAAACGAAAGCAAAAAGAAGAAGAAGAAAACGUCAACACUAGCGUGGUACUACCGUUAACUCCAAAGCGAUGGUCUGAGAAUCCAGUUUAUGAUAUUGCCGAUCAUGCGCCAUCCACACAAGCCUCAACACGAGCGCCUAGUGUAACAAGUCUGAACCAUCAAUUACCGUCAACUCCCAGAACUCCACUGGAGAAAGGGAACGAUCCGCAUUGUUUUUCUUAUUCCUUAUCGACACUAAUGCUGCCAAGGGAGAAACCAACAGAAGUCAUCCAACAUAGUGUGGCAGAACUGCAGCAAAGGGAUCAGGAUUUAUCAUUAUCGCAACGAGAAAAAGGAGUCAGAGGAGCCAAAUACCGACUCUGUGGUAAUGAAGAGGUGAACAGUAAUACCAAAAAUGAUUUGCAUGUUUGCCAAGAUCCUCUUCCUCCUCCUCCUCCUCUUUCUUUUCCUUUUAAUCAUUAUAACGAUCCUCAGGAAUCUGAUAAAAAUGGUAGUGGUUACCAAAAGUAUCGAAACGUAACGGAAGCAAACGCUUCUUUGGAAACUGUAAUCCGAGCGGAGGCUGUGCGAGCUUUGGUUUCUCAAUCACGUGCAACACCGGCGCAGCGCGAGGCGGAUAUAGUACACCAUAUGAAUUCUGAAGAGCAGCAAUUGUGGUCCUCACUGCGGGAUAGACUCUCUUCAUUGCAAGGGCGAGCUGCACAGUUGGCAGGGAAAAUCACUGAGUGGGAAACGCAACACUCGUGCGUAUCUGAAGAACUACAGAAGAAGCUCCUCCUUGUUCGGACGAAGAAAAACAUCGCAAUGCAGGAGUGGGAAAAAACAGAAGAGGUUUGCUGGGAUUAUUUUACAACACAGCUCCUGCUAGAGCCUGAAAGUUCAAUGUAUCCGCUAAAAAGUGGUAUGUUUUCACUCUUUUUAUGCUGA